Suricata suricatta (meerkat) is the source of this 1933-nucleotide messenger RNA. RefSeq names its product lysine rich coiled-coil 1 (gene KRCC1). The transcript is spliced from 5 exons. NCBI's taxonomy places the organism in Eukaryota, Metazoa, Chordata, Mammalia, Carnivora, Herpestidae. The record is from RefSeq and is a predicted model, not a curated record. Bases 564 to 1334 code for a protein of 256 amino acids.
GCCCCCUCCUCUCACCCCGCCUGCUCGGCGGUGGAGGCGGCGGUGGCGGCAGCGCCUGUCCCUGCCUCUCCGCCAUCUCCAGCCCGGCCUAUCUCCCGGCCGGCGUUGGCGGGGAGGGGGACAGUAGUUGUAGACGCCCGCCCCUGCCUCAGAGAAGCCACCGGGAGACCUCGGCCUCUCCUUCCCGAUGAGUACACUUCAAAGGAAUGGCUUUCAGGUCUUUGAGAAGGACACUCCUGAGUUGUAGGAGGGACACAUCCUUCUCAAAGACAGGAAGAAGUCACAAUCCAAAUUCAACUUCCUGCCUCUCACCAACAAGUAAGCCUGAGCAGUUUAUAGAUGUUCAGACUACAACUCAGUUUGGCUCUCAUAGCCAGAUCACAGGAAGCUUUGGAAACAGCUUCUCAUGGAAAAACAGUUUUUGGCCAGCUUCUGAUUGUUGCACAGUCUGACCAUUUGGGGAAAGUCCAUACUAGAAAACUGAACCAGUUAAUGGGAGAAUAUGAUCAUAUUUCGUCACCAAGUUUCCAGCCUGAUAAGGAGAAUCCCUUGUUGUCAACCUAAUGAAGCAUUCAAAGAAAACAUAUGACUCUUUUCAAGAUGAACUUGAAGAUUAUAUCAAAGUGCAGAAAGCCAGAGGCUUAGAGCCAAAGACUUGUUUCAGAAAGAUGAGAGAGGACUAUUUGGAAACUUGUGGGUACAAAGAGGUUGAUUACAGACCGAGGUAUAGAAUGUUUGAUCAUAGACCCUCACCUGAGACUGUCCAGACCUACCCAGGAUCAUGCCCUAUUUCACAAAAGGUGGAAAACCCGUUACCUCAGUGGCUACCAGCUCAUGACAGCAGGCUAAAUUUAGAUUCCUUGAGCUACUGCCAGUUCACCAGGGACUGUUUCAUAGAAAAACCAGGACCCCUGAACCUUAGUCAGCGAGCAUAUAACUGUCGCUCAUACGGUGUGGAAUCCGGAGUUUACAACCAUCUCUCCUCAGAAAACAGUGCCAGCGCCCAUCAAACCAGUCAUAAACAGAUGCGUCAGCAGGGGAAAUGGCGCCCCGAGGAAGGCAGAGGAAAACCAGAGGAGGAGCGGCCCAAGCAUAAGAGGAAAAAAGGUUGUGAGGAAAUAGAUUUAGACAAACACAAGAACUUGCAAAGAAAUGAAACACAGAUGGAAACAGGCAUGGUCAGUAGAGAAAAGCUUAAGAACCGAAAGGAGAGAAAAGGCCGAGAUGUGGCCUCUAAGAAAGAGGAACGUAGGCGUAGAAAAGAGAAAAAGGAACAAGGUAAAGAGAGGACAGAGGAAGAAAUGCUUUGGGACCAGUCUAUCCUUGGAUUUUGAAGAUAACUGAGUUUGUUCUCCUGAGGUUAAGUUGAAAAAAUAGUCGAGGAGCUUGGUUUUACGAUGUUCAUGUUCAUAUCGAUUUUUUCAUGUGAACAGGUACUUUAAUUUCCAACAGCAGGCCAAGUGAACAGAAAGUAUUUAAUAUGCUUACUCUCCGGGAUGGAAAUUACUUUUCCUCAUUUCCUGAAAGCAUUCUUACAUUUUUCUUCUCUAUAGUGUAAUUUUUCUUAAUGAGAGUGGCAUUGCUUUUUUUUUUCAUCAAAUUGCUAUGAUAGUAGAAGUAUUUUCCCUUGGGAGGUCAUUUAUUUUAAAUUGGAGUAUUAAUAGGCUUUGCAGAAUCUAUUUCUUGAUUAGGUUUGUUUUCAUUUGGGGUGGAGUAUUUUUACAUUCAUUAGUUUUCUCUAUGACACAAUUUAGACAUAUUUUUUUCCUUUGUUAGACCUAUCCUGCAGUGCAUUUUCUAGAUUGUAAAGUGGAAAAUGAAAUACAUUAUAAUAAGCUAAGGUUACAUAUAGCUUUAAAAGUUUCAAAGAGUCUUGAUAUAAAAUCGAUUUAUAUUCUGGAAAUAUUUAUAAUAAAGUGUUCUAAUUUCUGCA